AGGUUAUAAAAUGUAGAGACAUUGUCUAUGACCGGGCUUCUUUCUUCUAAAAUUCAGUUCAGUCCCUUUUCCCCUGUCGUCUGCGAAAAAAUGGCUGAUAAUAAGUUAUACGAAAUUUUGGGGGUUACUAGAAAUGCGAGUGAUUCCGAAAUAAAAAGGAGCUACCACAAAUUGGCAAAAGAAUUUCAUCCAGAUAAAAACCCAGCGGCAGGUGACAAGUUCAAGGAAAUUAGCUACGCUUACGAAGUAUUGUCAGACCCUAAAAAAAGACAAACGUAUGAUAAGUAUGGAUUGAAAGGCUUACAAGAAGGAGGCCAGGGCGCUGGCUUUCGCCCUGAUGAUUUUUUCGGCCAUAUUUUCGGAGACAUAUUCGGGAGACAAAUGGGUGGCGGCAGCGGAGGAAGACGGCGUGCUGUUGGAGAGGAUACUAUACACCCAUUAAAAGUGUCCUUGGAAGACAUGUAUAUGGGCAAAACAGCAAAGUUGCAACUAAGCAAAAAUGUGAUUUGUGCAGCCUGCAAGGGUAUAGGUGGGAAACCAGGAGCUGUUGUAUCUUGUAAGGAUUGCCAUGGACAAGGUAUGAAGGUAUCCUAUCAACAGGUUGGACCAAACAUGACUCAACAAUUCCAGACUCUCUGUCCGACUUGCCAAGGACUGGGUGAAACUAUUAAUGACAAGGAUAAGUGUCCGAAAUGUAAAGGUAAAAAAGUUACUAACGAGAUUAAAAUAUUGGAAGUACAUGUGGAAAAAGGUAUGAGAGAGCACCAAAAAAUUUUCUUCAGGGGAGAGGGAGACCAGCAACCUGACACUCAACCUGGUGAUGUUAUCAUUGUACUACAGCAAAAGCAGCAUGAAGUUUUUCAAAGAACUGGUGAUGAUUUAUUGAUGAAGCAUGAGAUCACUUUGACCGAGGCACUCUGUGGCUUUGAGUUUGUUGUGAAGCAUUUGGACAGCCGUGAUUUGCUCAUUAGACACAAUCCAGGUGAAGUGAUCAAGCCUGGUGAUCUCAAGGGUAUUCAAGGAGAGGGCAUGCCUACAUACAAAAACCCAUUUGAGAAGGGUAAUUUGUACAUAAAAUUUGAUGUUGUUUUCCCUGAGAAUAACUUUGCCUCUGAAGAACAAAUGAAACAAAUAGAAAGUAUAUUACCUCCUCGCCCUGCUUUUGUUAUGCCUACUGGUGAAGAUGUGGAGGAAGUUAAUUUAAUGGAGUAUACUGCUAGUGAGCGAGGACAAGGUAGAGAAGAAGCUUAUGCUAGUGAUGAUGACGAACAUAUGCAUGCUGGACCAGGAGUACAGUGUGCCCAUCAGUAGUUCAAUUUUCCAUUUGUAUGGAAUGCUACUCAAACCUCACAUAAUAUUAUUAUGUAUUUUUAUCAUAGGUAGUUUAAUAUAAAUAAAAAUAUCACAGCAAGAAUGUUACAGAAUGCUAGAAUCAUUCAACAACAGUAAUGAUGCUUUUGCACCAAUGUCAAAAAAUAAUAACUGACUUCAAAUAACUUUGUCUGAGACUAUGUUUAUUUACCAUGUGUAAGGUCACAAUCAAAUUAUUAUUGUAAUUUGCAUUAGGAAGUUUUAAGUCUCAUUUUAUGUGCAAACAUUCUUUCAUUUUUGUGAAUAGUUAAGCAUGAAUAGUUAAAUUGCUAGUGAGUUUUUGUUUCAUAAUUCAUUCCAGGUACAUCUUGUAUGGCUGAGGCAAAAUAAUCAUUUUAUUUUUAA
Messenger RNA from Pectinophora gossypiella (pink bollworm), 1716 nucleotides. It is a transcript of the gene DnaJ-1, whose product is annotated as dnaJ homolog subfamily A member 2-like. NCBI's taxonomy places the organism in Eukaryota, Metazoa, Arthropoda, Insecta, Lepidoptera, Gelechiidae. Gene Ontology annotation, cellular component: cytoplasm; cytosol. The transcript is spliced from 2 exons. The record is from RefSeq and is a predicted model, not a curated record. Gene Ontology annotation, molecular function: Hsp70 protein binding; ATP binding. Gene Ontology annotation, biological process: response to heat; protein refolding. The coding region runs from base 28 to 1311 and encodes 427 amino acids.